GAAUAGAAUAGGAACAGGAAAAUAGGAAUAGGAAAAUAGGCAUAGGAUAGGAUAGGAUGAGCUGGAAGGGACUUUGGAGGUCUUCUAGUCCAGCCCCAUGCACAGCUCCUGUGGAAAUACGGAUCAUUUCAACCCUCCCGUUAGAUUUCCAGUUUCCAGAAUUAAAACAUUUACCAGAUCGCGGCCGCCCAAAGUUGCCUAGCUGGGAAGAUUUACAAAGCGGGUGUGUGUGUGUCCCCUUUCAAGGUCAAGUUGACCCCUCCGGCCCUGGGUUUUUUUUUUUUUUUUUUUUUUGGAGUCCAUUUCGCCCUUUCCUGCGGGAUUGGGCUAAAUCUAGACCUCUAACGGCUAACCCAGUCUUCCACCUCGUGUUUGCUGAGGCAACCGCGGCGCAAAGCUGCUUUCUUCUUGGCGCUGCGAACAAGGUCGGCGUCUUCAAGAGGGGAAAGGGGCCUGGGAAUCCCUCCUUCCGCCGUAACGCCUCAGCAGCAACAACAACAAAAAGGGCAGAUCGCUUGCGCUCGGCUUCUGGAUUGCAUAAACUCCGGGAAAAGGAGGAGGAAGGAGGAGGAUCUUGGUCGGUAGGCCGGACCGGACCGCCUCCUCUGUCUGACGGCCGAGUCAUGGCGCGGAUUCUGAUCGUAGGAGCCGGGCUGACAGGUAGCCUGUGCGCUGCGCUUUUGCGCGCCGAGUUUCCUCAGCGUCUUUUGCGCGUCGUGGUUUGGGAUAAGGCGCAGGGCGCAGGGGGAAGAAUGUCGACGAGCCGGAGCGAUCGCGAUCCGAAAUGCACGGCCGAUCUGGGUGGCCAAUACAUCACGCGGACGCCCGACAAUGCGAAGGCGCAUCAGAGCUUUUAUGAAGAUUUGUUGUCUCAUGGAGUCCUGAAGCCAUUGACUGUCCCAGUAAAAGGAAUGGUGGUGAAGGAAGGAGCAGAUAACUUUGUAACACCCCAAGGAAGUUCAUCCAUUGCUAAACAUUACUUAAAUAAGGCAGCAGACGCAGAUGUCUUCUACAAUCAUCAUGUUACUCAAAUCUGCCUCAAAGAUGGAAAGUGGGAAGUGGGUACCAGUACAGGCUUUUCUGACUGCUUUGAUACAGUUAUUCUCACAAUGCCUGUCCCACAGAUUCUUCAACUUCAAGGGGAUAUUGCAACCAGUGGUGAAAGUGAGUUUGCCUAGCUGUGAUCCAGUAAAAGCUACUAUUUGUCACAGUCUCUUUUUGAAGAAAAGGAAUGUUGUGAUGCUCCAGAAAUGUUACUGUGGGAUGACCUGUCACAUAGAAAACAAUGUCCUUUGUCAGAUGCAUAUUGAAGAAUUGGAGGAAGAAGGAACUCUAUUAUUUCAAAAUGAAGCAGACUUAAGGGGGAAAUCCUCACUAACCUCGUAUAUUUUAUGAAGCCCAGAAAAAAAUAAAUUUCUUUGAAUAGAAAUGCCAAAUAUGGGAGUUAGAUAGAAGGCAGAAUCAAUAAAGAUAGAACUAUCAUCUUGGAUAUUAAGAAUGUAAGAUGUCUGGGACAUCAAUGCUGUAUAAAUCAUCCUCUUUACACAGGAAACAUGCUAGGUAAGAUAAAAAUAAAGGACAAAAAUUGCAAUAAAGCAACCAAUCUUUGCAGGGUAGAUUAGGAGAAUACAGAGUAUUAAAAAGUGGAAUAUCUCAAGAAGAUAAUGUCACUAAGUGGUAUAAUUUGUUAAAAUCUCUUUAAAAGCAAAGUAA
Pseudonaja textilis is the source of this 1713-nucleotide messenger RNA. NCBI's taxonomy places the organism in Eukaryota, Metazoa, Chordata, Lepidosauria, Squamata, Elapidae. The record is from RefSeq and is a predicted model, not a curated record.